This is a messenger RNA of Coniosporium apollinis CBS 100218, 405 nucleotides long. RefSeq lists its product as uncharacterized. Gene Ontology annotation, cellular component: cytoplasmic dynein complex; cytoplasm. Lineage: Eukaryota; Fungi; Ascomycota; Dothideomycetes. The coding region runs from base 1 to 405 and encodes 134 amino acids. The record is from RefSeq and is a predicted model, not a curated record. The transcript has 3 exons. Gene Ontology annotation, biological process: microtubule-based movement. Gene Ontology annotation, molecular function: dynein intermediate chain binding.
AUGACACCGUCAGCACCAGAUGAUGCCCUCGCCCUCCUAACCCGCCUCAGCCAGAAGCCCGGCGUCCAAAGUACCCUCGUUCUCUCCCGCGAGACCGGCGCCAUCGUUCGAACCUCCGGCCUCAUCUCUACCAGCAGCAGAGCGAACGCCAACGGCACGCUACCCACCUCAGACGACACGUCCGAAAGUUACGGCAACGGAAGGAAGGAGAGCGGUAUACAAAGUGCUGAAGAUGUCGCCCGCUCGGUGUGGACGUUUGUCGAGGCGGCUGGAACUAUGAUCCGGGGAUUGGAUGGGGAAGAUGAAGCGAAGCUGUUGAGGGUUAGAACGAAGAAGAACGAGCUAGUCAUUGUGCCUGAUGCGAAGUUCCUCUUAGUCGUUAUUCAUGACACACCACCAGCUUGA